AUGUUUUUGCUGUUUUGGAUCUUUGCUGCAGUGGAGACUUUAGUGCUUCAGCCAAGUCUGAAUGUAUCAUCUUCUCAGAAUGUGUCUUUAGAGGGUGAGACCUGGACUGAACCGAGUCCUGAUCACCUCCAGCAACAUCCAGGAGUACGGGAAGAAAAGCUGAAAUGGGAGAAAGAACCAGGAACCCAUAUUACUGUAACAAUAACAGAGGAAGAGGAGAGUGAUGGGGAAGACAAGCAUCAAAUCUUUAAAAAAGCAGAAGAUGAGGAUCAAGGUCAUCAGGGUAAAAGAGUGGAUGAGGAAGUAAUUCAGGAAGACAAUCGAGGUGUAGAUCCAUCUGUAGAUGCUUCUCUUGCUUCUCUGUCUCCUUCUCAGUAUAUCUCAUCCACCAUAGCUCCACCUUUGAUCACCACCUCCAUCACCGCACAAGAUCCUGCAGACAUGAGACAGAGUAACCUUCAUACUGAAGACCAAAAUACAUCUCUCUCAGCUCUAAAGAACACAUCGCUAUUGCUAUCAACCAAUCAGAACAGCACGCAUGAAAAUUCCUCACUGGAUCAGGUCGAGAGUUCUGAAGAACACGUGGAUGCUGCUCCUACAGCAAUAGCAGCCAGAGCUGGACCUACUGCCUUGAGCUUACCCAGCACCUUCAAGCCCAAAUCAAAGACCAAACAUCCAAAAAUUAAAGACAAACAUAUAGCAAAAACAAAGAAAAACAAGCUUCAGAAGGAGAAGAAAGUAAAGGACAAGAGCAACAAACCUACAAACCUGAAAAGGUUAAAACAGAAGAAAGAUCAGCUGACUCCUGCCCCAUACUUUCCAUAUUUUGAAGAUCACUACUGCCCACCGGACUGUGCUUGUUAUGGGAGGGUGGUGCAAUGUUCAGACAAAAGGCUGGAAAAGAUUCCCUAUGGUAUUCCGUUCAAUUCACGCUACAUCCUUCUUAUGAACAACCACAUCAAGAGCAUCCCUCUGGACCUGCUUUCAGAGUACCUUUCUAUGGAGUUCCUGGUGCUGAGCAACAACCGUCUGGUAGACAGUUACAUUGAAGGUGCCUUCGAAGGUGUUCAGGCACUGAAGAGGCUGUAUUUAGACCAGAACGUCCUCCAGAGUGUCCCUACUGACCUUCCAGCCUCGCUGGAAGAGCUCCGUUUGGAUGGGAACAAAGUGAAAGUGAUGUCUGAGGUGGCCUGGUUUCGCUGCCCUGGUUUGCUCAUCCUCAGCUUGAGCAACAACAGCUUAGAAAGUAUGUCCUCCUCAUUCCCUGUUGGAGUUUUAUCUCCACUAAGCAGGCUUCGCACACUCAGUCUCUCCCACAACCGUCUUACUUCUGUCCCCUUACAUCUCCCUGUUAGCCUUCAAGAGCUUUACCUCCGUGGUAACCUCAUCCAACGCUUCCAGCCAGGAGUUUUUAAUGGCAAGACGCAGCUUCAAGUGCUGGACCUCAGUGCCAACAGGCUGACCAACAAGGGUUUGGGAAAGGGUGCAUUCAUCAAUGCCACCCACUUGGAAAGUCUCAACUUAGAAGGGAACUUCUUGAAGCAAGUCCCUCGUUACCUUCCACACUCUCUAAAGACCCUUAACUUAGAAGGAAAUUCCAUCUUGAGCAUCAGCAAGGCCACAUUUCUCUCACUUCCACAUCUGGAGCACCUUGGCCUGGCCCGCAACAAGAUCUCCAAGGUGGUGCCCGGAGCAUUUCGGAUGCUUCCUUUGUUGCACCAGCUGGAUCUUAGCCACAAUGUGCUGCACCAGGUCCCACGUCAGCUCCCGGCUUGGCUUGUUUAUAUUGCGCUCAACCAUAACAAGAUUCAGAUGAUUCCACGUGAUGCUUUCUGCUUGUUCAAGAAGUCUGAACCAGCCAAAAGUCGUCUGGUUAAGGUGCAGCUGGAGCACAACCUGGUAGACAUGGGCAACCUGGACAGUAUGGCUUUCAGCUGCUUAAGAGGAUUUCAGGUGGUGCACUUUUAGUGAUGAAACAAGGGUACAAACUGAUAUAAAGAAAAAAUAUCAGA
This is a messenger RNA of Hemibagrus wyckioides, 2012 nucleotides long. RefSeq names its product wu:fc23c09. NCBI's taxonomy places the organism in Eukaryota, Metazoa, Chordata, Actinopteri, Siluriformes, Bagridae. Gene Ontology annotation, molecular function: protein binding. The transcript is spliced from 3 exons. The coding region runs from base 1 to 1968 and encodes 655 amino acids. The record is from RefSeq and is a predicted model, not a curated record.